CCCGCGAAUGCGCUUCAGUUGCAGAUAGACCGCCGAGCUGUGCAUUUCGCCCGUUCACGACCACGUGUUGACACCCACGUGGUGUAUCUGUAAACACGAACAAAGUUAUUAGUCAAAUUUAUCAGUAAGUCCAUGACACAAACACAAAAAAAAGUCUUAUCAAUACUAAUAGUAAUAAAAAAAAACUUAAAAAAAUAAUAAAUACGUGUGUUAAAUAACCAGUGAGUCACUUUGGCGACUAGUGUUACCCAACGGAUUUUAUUUAAAGUGGAGAACAAAAAAUCCAUCAACCUGGAGCCGACUUGUCAGAAACGACGGAAAUGUGAGGCUGAUGGAAAGGAGGCAAAGGCCGAACUGGCGGUGCAACGCAAUAUGUUUCCUAGCGCACAAAUUAAAAUGAGUAUAUUUGUCAGAUUGCUGUCGCCAAGCAGUUCGCCAGCAACGUCGCCCACGAUGUCUAAUUCAUCGUCACCGACACCACCAACACCAGUAGCACCAGCAUACAAUACUAAAAUGCCAGGUAUACCCUGUGUUGCAGCAGCAUCUAGAUACACAGCACCAGUUCACAUCGACGUCGGCGGAACCAUAUACACAUCAUCGUUGGAAACGCUUACAAAGUAUCCUGAGUCGAGACUCGCCAAGUUAUUUAACGGUAGCAUUCCCAUUAUGCUUGAUUCUUUAAAACAACACUACUUCAUUGACCGCGAUGGAGGCAUGUUUCGGCAUAUACUUAAUUUUAUGAGAAAUUCACGGUUACUUAUACCUGAAAAUUUCGCUGACUUGGAUUUACUUCUCGAGGAGGCGCGAUACUUUGAUAUUGCGCCCAUGUGCCGACAAAUAGAACAAUUAAAAAAAGAGCGUAUAAAAAAUGGUACAACAAUCCAGUCAUCAAGUCCACUGUCAACAUUAAUAGGAAGAGAUGGCAGAGUAACACCGCCAAGUAGAGAUACUGAUAAAAGAUCAACGCCGUCUUUUGAAUGUCUGGCUCUGCACGUGAGCCCAGACCUAGGAGAGCGCGUAAUGCUGUCAGGUGGACGGGCGCUGGUAGAUGAAGUCUUUCCGGAGACAACCCAGGCAGUAAUUGAUGCACGUUCUGGUGUCGCAUGGCAUCAACAAGACACACGUCACGUCAUACGUUUUCCUCUCAACGGCUACUGCAAACUUAACUCCGUUCAGGCGAUCACGAGGCUGCUCAACGCGGGUUUCAGAGUCGUCGCGAGCAACGGCGGCGGUGUCGAGAGCCAGCAGUUCUCCGAGUAUUUAUUUGUACGACAAGGCAUCAACACUUGACAGCCUACGUCUCUGUUAAAUAUUGUCGAUAAAUCCCAUAAUUGAGCUGCUACUCUAAAGAAAUUGUUAAAUUAUUGUAAAACAUCCAACUCGGGCUCUCUAAUCUUUUUUCCCAUCUCUUUUUAUCUCUAUUUGUUACGUUAUACUUAACAUGUACCUAAUGUAUUUAUAUACUAUUAUAAUUAUAUGUAAAUAUUAUUAAUUAAAUAACAUUUAAAACUUUGAUGUAUGGCAACACAAAGUGUUAGCUUUGAUGUUUUUUGGGUAACAGAUGAAAAUAAAAUGUUUAUUACUUUAAAUUUAUAAU
Microplitis mediator is the source of this 1597-nucleotide messenger RNA. RefSeq names its product BTB/POZ domain-containing protein Tiwaz (gene twz). Gene Ontology annotation, biological process: protein homooligomerization. The transcript has 5 exons. The record is from RefSeq and is a predicted model, not a curated record. NCBI's taxonomy places the organism in Eukaryota, Metazoa, Arthropoda, Insecta, Hymenoptera, Braconidae. Gene Ontology annotation, molecular function: protein binding. Bases 373 to 1290 code for a protein of 305 amino acids.